UACACGUGCCGCGGUGGUGGCAGUCGUUCACCAACCGUGACAAAACGAGCGUACUCCAGGCUCCGGUUGCCUGGCUACGCCUAGCUACGAGCGCACGGUGCAUGCCACUUGCUGCGGUCGUAGGUUCGCACCAGUUCGCACACAGCGAUACCGUCAUACCACGCGGUAGGGAGGGUAGAACAAGUGUUUCAGUCGAGCAACAAACAGGGAAAAAGCAAAAGAUGGCGAUGGUGCAUCGAAACGUGCCGCAGUAGUGAUGCAGUACGAGCGAGUGCCGUCAUUAUUUGCUCCGAUCGUACCGCGCGAGAUCGCUCGUUGAGCGGAGCGCGGCCAAAUGACAUGGGAAUUUGCAGCAGAAGGCAUUUUCUACUGACAAUAUGCAGCCUGCAAUUAAUUACCAUAAUAGAACGUCAAGUUUUUGACUUUUUGGGAUUUAUGUGGACUCCGAUAUUGGUCAACUUUUUCAACAUUAUCUUCGUAAUUCUAGGAUUCUUUGGGGCCUUUCAGUAUAGACCUAAAUAUAUCAUAUCGUAUUGUAUAUGGAAUACAUUGUGGUUAGGAUGGAAUAUAUUUAUCAUAUGCUUUUAUCUCAAUGUGGGGAUACUAGACAAAAAUAGCGAUAUUCUUAAUCUUGGUACUGGUAGCUUUUCAUGGUGGUAUGUAAAUGGACCAGGUUGCAAAGCUGUUUAUGAUGUGACAGAACCAGAGCUUUUUCGACCUGCACGACCUACUAAUGUAACAGACUGCGUGCUGGAUUACGAAGUGAUAGAAAUUUUACACGCUGCGACACAAUGUAUCCUAGGUUUUAUGGCCAUUGUUGGCGGAAUUUGUCUCAGUAAAGUGUUUCUUGAGGAAGAUGAUAGCUUACGAACUAAACGAAAGAAGAAGCAGCCACGGCCGCUAUAUAGCAUCGAAUAUUCGCAACCCGAACCACCGGUGCAGGAUGACAGCGUGUCACCGAAACCGAUGACGCCGCGCCGGGUGAAGCGACGUUCCGUAAUCUCACGGGAUAGCACGCGACGUUCCAACACGCGGCGCAGCUCAGUACGCCAGUCUCGCCGCAAGAACCCGGUGAACCGCAUUAUGGACCACCAGGAGAGUCUAUACGCGAACACGGUCGCACCCUGCAUCGGUAACCUGACGAACCAGAAUGUCAGCUCGCUGUCGCAGGGCACGCUCAACUACGACAGGAUCGCAGUUGGUUGGGACCGUGAACGGAACGCUGAUCGGAACUGGCAGUCGGAGGCGGUGAACAUAGCAGUAUCAUCGCCAAUUCUAUGGCCCCCAACCACCCAGGACUCCUCCAACAAUUAUUCGAACGCUUCGCCUAGCUUCCCGGCUGGUCAGAGCCCGCCCGCUGGUUGGGACCAUCAGCAUCCGACCACCAGCUCCACCCGCAAUCUCACCGACAAUUGGCAGACGUCACCUGGCGAGCUCAACCCGAUGCAGUGGCAGGGUCAAAGCAAUCCUACGUUCCAGCAAACCAGCACGCAAAGCCUAAAUGGCGAGGACAUGGAGGAAUUGUACAGCAAUCGGCCGGCCAGCGCUAGGUCUAGCUAUAGCAAUUAUCAUGGCGUUAGAGCGACACCACAGGUGCCUAAUCGCACUGACGUUGUCAGACAAAGUCAGCGACAGUUUGUCCUCAGUGGACCGCCCGCUUAUCAAGAUACGGUAAUCUGAUACUGACUUGGAGUAAUCUGAGGUGUACGCCUUGCGUUGAAGACAAUGUCAAGAUAAUUUUAUUGCAAACGAUAAAUUGGCCUUAUACAAUCGUCUGUUGUUUAUCAGAUACAGUAAGUGAGAAAAUCAAUCGUAGAUAGAAUGAGUGAUAAUGUUCAUCUUCGCGAAUGAAAAUGGCACUAUUUUUGAUAGCGCUAGUCGCGACGUCUUCAACAAGAAGCGAAAAUAUGAAGACUUAAAGAAAUCGCAGUAAUGUAUUAUUUUCUUAUUGUCCGUAUUUCAAGUUGUAAUAAUUUCAAACAGCUGUUUUAACUAUUUCAAUAAUUAUAUCAUAGUUAAAAUGAUUGUUUGACAAUGAACUAAUGAUAGAAAAUGGAGCAAGCGUUGUGAUUUCGCCGACUUCAAAGCUUUACUUAAUAUGGAUUGAUGCGAUAGAUCUCUACUAGUGUUGCAUCGUGUUGUAUUAUCAAAGUAACAUCUAUAGAUAACUUUACUUAAAGACUUGAAGAGCUGUUAUUCACUCUCUCCAGUCGUUUCGCAAUAUUAUUUUAAAGACCAAGUGGUAUACGUUUAUUGCCGAUUUAAUAGACUAUAGAUGAUUGACGAUAAAUUCGUUCAGUUGACAUGAUAUGAAAUUAUCUUGAAAGUGGCGUAAGUCAACUUUUAGAUAAUUUCAUUAAAUUGCACAGACUUGCAAUGUAUGUAUGUACAUAUAUUAAACUUACGUCACUUUCAAAGUAGACAAUGAAAAUUGCCUUCUCAGGUGAUCAUCUAACCGUGUGUGAAAUUAAUGUACUUAAGAAGUUUAAAGCAGAUCAAAAUCAUAAUAGCAUUAGAAUUUUUACAUGUUUUCUUUUAUUUUUCUUUCUGUUGUUAAAAAGGUUUUUUUUUAGGAAUUUUACACUUAUCAUCUUCAUCCUAUUUAUAUUAUAGAAUUAAGGAUCCUCUUGUUCUGCGCAUAAAAUCAAAAGCUCACCGCAUCGUUUGUAAAUAUAGAUGUAUAAUCACUUAUCACUUUCAAAAGCGUAUUAUUGAUAACACUAUACAAUGACGUAAUUUUAUUAAUAAUUUUUUUUUAAAACGAUCAGAGCGGCUUAUGUUAUUUUGAAUACUUUAAGGCAAUACGAAAUUAAAAGAUAUUUGCCUUUUUGAGAUUUGUUUUUAAAUUAAAAUUUUUUA
Messenger RNA from Acromyrmex echinatior (Panamanian leafcutter ant), 2859 nucleotides. RefSeq names its product sodium/potassium-transporting ATPase subunit beta-1-interacting protein (gene NKAIN). Gene Ontology annotation, biological process: regulation of sodium ion transport. Lineage: Eukaryota; Metazoa; Arthropoda; Insecta; Hymenoptera; Formicidae. The record is from RefSeq and is a predicted model, not a curated record.